GCCGCAGCUCCAGCCGCUGCCGCUCGAUCAUCUCUGGCUCCGACUCGAGCGCGUCGAAGACCGCGGCGCCCACCAGCAGGAGAGUAAUCUGGGCAAGAGGAAUUUUCUUCCAUCAUAUCAGUGAAGACAUUGAGGCUCCGAGGGACCAGGUGAUUGAACACAGAGGGGGUAAGAGGCCUUGACCUUCUUGACCAGAGAUGAAAUCCUGUGCGUCCACGGCUCCUUCCUGAAGCUCUGUCCCCCCGGGAAGUACUACAAGGAGGCCACCUUGACCAUGGACCAGGUCAGCUCCCUGCCGGCUCUGAGGGUCAACCCUUUCAGAGACCGAAUCUGCAGAGUGUUUUCCCACAACAAUGUGCUCUCCUUCGAGGAUGUGCUGGGCAUGGCAUCCGUGUUUAGCGAGCAGGCCUGCCCCAGCUUGAAGAUCGAGUACGCCUUCCGCAUUUACGAUUUUAACGAGAACGGCCUCAUCGACGAGGAGGACCUGCAGAGGAUCAGCCGGCGACUGCUCAACGGCAACGACGUGUCAGAGGACCUGCUGACCGACCUCACCAGCCACGUCCUGAAUGAGUCAGAUCUGGACAAUGACAACGUGCUGUCUUUCUCAGAGUUUGAACACGCGAUGGCCAAAUCUCCAGACUUCAUGAACUCCUUUCGGAUUCACUCCUGGGGAUGCUGAUGUGGCCCCAAAUACCUGCCCUGGCAGCCUUGAGGGGGACCCUUGGAACUAGGAAUUCAACCCCCUGCAGGCGCUGGGGGAAAUCUGAUUAGAAGAAUGACUUUGUCCCCAUCCCUCCCUCACUUCUAGAAUAUUGUUUAUUCAAUAAAGCAAAAGAAAAGCCUUU
Molecule: messenger RNA, 845 nt
Organism: Balaenoptera musculus (blue whale)
Lineage: Eukaryota; Metazoa; Chordata; Mammalia; Artiodactyla; Balaenopteridae
Gene: CIB4
Product: calcium and integrin binding family member 4
Exons: 8
Coding region: 275-679 (134 amino acids)
Molecular function (GO): calcium ion binding
Source: RefSeq, a predicted model, not a curated record